Messenger RNA from Macroventuria anomochaeta, 690 nucleotides. RefSeq lists its product as uncharacterized. Lineage: Eukaryota; Fungi; Ascomycota; Dothideomycetes; Pleosporales; Didymellaceae. The transcript has a single exon. The record is from RefSeq and is a predicted model, not a curated record. The coding region runs from base 1 to 690 and encodes 229 amino acids.
AUGUACGGCGUCCUGUUCGUUGGCCUCGUGGCUGCGACAGGCGGCGACAUUUCCCUCUCGAACUUCACACCCCGCAUCGACAACCUGCCCACAAAGUGCAAGACCGUCUACGACACCAAGAUCGAUUCUUGCGUGUCCUCGGACUUCAAUCCCGGCGCAACCUGCAGCUCCGGCUGCUUGGCUGGACUGGCGAAGAUUGGAGCAGCGGUCACGACAGGAUGCGCUGGUGUUGACGUGGGCGAGACGUCCAUAAUUGGAGUUUUCCAGAACGACCUUGGCACCGCCGCGCUUUGUCCCAACAACCAGCAAGCGACUACGAGCUCGAGCUCCUCGUCGACAGCGCGAACGACUCUACGGACAAGCACGAGGAUAUCGACACCAGUCACGACCACCGCAGCGCCUCCCACAAGUACGGCCGCAUCCUCAAGUACAUCAUCUUCUGGUCUAAACCUCGACACAACCGCGACUCUCGCAACCUCAACUACCACCGGAGAGUCGACUGGCGCAGUGCCCACACUCGUGACUGAACCAAGCAGCGCGCCAAACGGCAACAGCCAGCUAUCGAACUCAGACUCUGGAGGCGGCUCGCCAUUCGACGUCGUGGCCACUGGCGCUGCACCUCAACUGCACAUCACCAAGGCUGCACUGUCAACCUUUUUGGCGGCCGUCUUUUUCGUUGCAUGUGCAUGA